AUGGCAAGACAGAUAGGAGAGUAUAUUUACGAUAAAAAAAUUGGAUCAGGUGCAUUUGCUCAAGUUUUUCAAGGGUUCUCUUUAAACGACAACAAUAACAAUACCUAUGCCAUUAAAGUUGUAGAUCUCUUAAGGCUGGGUAAUUCUAAACUUAAAGAAAAUUUAAAUUAUGAAAUUAAAAUAUUAAAAGAAUUGGCACAUCCAAAUAUUGUUAGAUUAUAUGAUGUUUUAGAGGACCAACCACCAGAUAAUAAUUCUCUUUAUAUGGUUAUGGAGUGUUGCGAAGGUGGGGAUUUUUCAAAAUAUAUAAGAACACAUAAAAAACUAACUGAAGAGAAGGCAUUGUUUUUUAUGAAGCAAUUAGCUAGAGGAUUAAAGUUUUUAAGACAGAAAAACAUUGUACACAGAGAUUUAAAACCACAAAACUUACUAUUAAGCGAUUCAUCAGAUUUUCCACUUUUAAAGAUAGGCGAUUUUGGAUUUGCAAAAUUUAUUAAUCAAACACAAUUAAGCGAUACAUAUUGUGGCUCACCAUUAUACAUGGCACCAGAAAUUUUAUUUAGAAAGAAUUAUACAGUAAAGGCAGAUCUUUGGUCAGUUGGUGUUAUCCUUUAUGAAAUGGUUGUUGGUGAACCUGCGUUCAAUUGUCAAGCUUUUCCAGAGUUAUUGGAUCGUUUAACAAAUAGAAGAGUUAAUAUUCCGACCCAUGUUACACCAGAUUGCCAAGAUUUAAUUAAUCGUUUAUUACAAAUUGAUCCAGCUCAAAGAAUUUCAUGGGAUCACUUCUUUAAUCACCCAUGGCUUAAUAAUAACAAUAAUAACAAUAAUAACAAUAAUACCAAUCAACAAACCAUACCCUUUCCAAUCCCAAUAAAUAAUAAUAGCAAUAAUAAUAAUAAUAAUAAUAAUAAUUUUUCAUAUUCUCCUUCAAAUGAUAACAAUAAUAACUUACCAUUUUCGAAUAAUAAUAAUUUUUCGCCAAAUGAAAAUAAUAACUACCCUCCAACUUUGAAUAAAUCUAAAUCGUUUGAAAAUACAAACAAUAUUAGAGCUCAUCCAUUCAAAGAAGAUAAAAAACCACAACAACCACAACAACCAAAACCAUCACAACAACCAAAUAUUUUAGCGUCAGAAUUUGAAAAAGAUUUAGUAAUUUUAGAUGAUGGAGAAUUAGAAUCAAUCGAAAAAACAUUAAAGAGAGCAAUAGCAAUAGCAGAGUUGGGUGAUUUGAAACAAGGUGAUCCAUCUGAAUGUAUACCACUUUAUUUAAUAGCUCUAAAUUUAAUGAAAUCUAAAAUUCCACCAAAAGAUCCAUCAUCUUUACCCGAGAAAUUUAAAGCCACAUUCAAAGAAUAUAUAAAGAAACUAGUUCACAUAUUCUCUUCUGCAACCAAUGUAAAAUAUAAUCAAGAUAAACAUAAUGACUCAUUUAAUGCAAAUCGUGUUAUUUAUGAAAAUGCUUUAGAAUUUGGUAAGAAGGGUGCUGUUGAAGAGCUAUACAAGAACUACUCCAUUUCAAUUCAAUUGUAUUCCGAUGCAGUUUUAUUAUUUGAAUAUCUUUUAUCAAUUGCAAACAAUAACGAUGAUCAAGAAAUUUUAAAAAAAUAUUUAAAUGCAUUUUCUGAAAGAGUUCAAGAAUGUAGAAAAAAUGUAAAUAAUAACAAUAAUAAUUAA
Molecule: messenger RNA, 1674 nt
Organism: Dictyostelium purpureum
Lineage: Eukaryota; Evosea; Eumycetozoa; Dictyosteliales; Dictyosteliaceae
Exons: 4
Coding region: 1-1674 (557 amino acids)
Biological process (GO): peptidyl-serine phosphorylation; autophagy; protein autophosphorylation
Cellular component (GO): cytoplasm; autophagosome
Molecular function (GO): ATP binding; protein serine/threonine kinase activity
Source: RefSeq, a predicted model, not a curated record